This is a messenger RNA of Amaranthus tricolor (Joseph's coat), 1754 nucleotides long. RefSeq names its product AP-3 complex subunit mu. Gene Ontology annotation, cellular component: cytoplasmic vesicle; clathrin adaptor complex. The coding region runs from base 277 to 1524 and encodes 415 amino acids. The record is from RefSeq and is a predicted model, not a curated record. Lineage: Eukaryota; Viridiplantae; Streptophyta; Magnoliopsida; Caryophyllales; Amaranthaceae. The transcript has 8 exons. Gene Ontology annotation, biological process: endocytosis; intracellular protein transport.
GGAACUGUCGUUUGUGGAUUACAAUUUACAAAUCACAUCACGAAUCACGAUACCUCAUAAUAUGCUUUACCGUCUUUCCUUUUCCGUUCGAUUUUCCUUUUCUUAUUUCAGUCUUAGGCUUCUGAAAAUCUCCUGCAGAUUGCAAAAGCAGAAUUCAUGAUCCUUUUUCUCAUUCUGAUAAUUUUAUCUUUGCAAUCACUGAAGAUCGAAGCUUAAACCCCUAAAUCAAACCUUGAGCUUCAUCUCCAAUCGAAACAAGAUCAAAGAAGGAAAAAUAUGCUACAAUGCAUAUUCAUCUUGUCUGAUUCCGGGGAGAUUAUGCUGGAGAAACAGCUUACUGGGCACCGUGUUGAUCGGUCAAUAUGUGAUUGGUUCUGGGAUCAAGUCAAUGCUCAAGGUGAUUCUUCCAAGAUUCCACCAGUGAUUGCUUCUCCAACACAUUACAUUUUCCAUAUUCUUCGUGAUGGGAUCAUAUUCUUGGCUUGUGCCCAGGUUGAAAUGCCUCCUUUGAUGGCAAUUGAGUUUCUUUGCAGAGCAGCUGACGUACUCUCAGACUAUCUUGGAGGUCUCAAUGAAGACAUCAUCAAAGACAACUUUGUUAUUGUGUAUGAGCUUCUUGAUGAGAUGAUCGAUAAUGGCUUUCCUCUGACAACAGAACCCAAUAUUCUUAAAGAAAUGAUUGCCCCGCCAAACAUUGUUAGCAAAGUUUUGAGUGUUGUGACGGGUAAUAGCUCCAAUGUAAACAGCACUCUCCCAGGUGCAACUGGAUCAUGUGUACCCUGGAGGACAACAGAACUUAAGCAUGCCAGCAAUGAAGUUUAUGUUGAUCUUGUUGAAAAAAUUGAUGCAAUCAUAAACAGGGAUGGACUUCUUGUGAAGUGUGAGGUUUAUGGUGAGGUUCAAGUCACCUGCCAUCUUUCAGGUGUCCCUGACUUAACACUAUCAUUUGCAAAUGCCGCCAUCCUGAAUGAUUUUAGGUUCCAUCCUUGUGUCCGAUUCCGACCAUGGGAGUCGCAUCAAAUUCUGUCCUUUGUGCCACCUGAUGGACAAUUCAAGCUUAUGAGCUAUAGGGUCAAAAAGUUGAAGAACACCCCAAUAUACGUCAAACCACAGUUUUCUUCGGACUCUGGUGCUUGCCGUGUAAGUGUAAUGGUUGGAAUACGACAUGAUCCUGGAAAGACGAUUGAUUCUAUAACAGUGCAGUUUCAACUACCUCCUUGUGUGACAUCUUCUGAUCUGACCACAAAUCAUGGAACAGUUGACAUCCUUGCUAACAAGAUGUGUUCUUGGUCCAUUGGUCGGAUACCAAAGGACAAAGCCCCUUGUUUGACGGGAACACUAAAGCUCGAAACGAGCCGUGAGAAACUUGAUGUAUUCCCCACGUUACAAGCACAGUUCCGAAUCAUGGGUACUGCUCUUUCUGGUCUCAAAAUAGACAAGCUUGAAGUUUUGAAUGUAGCCAAUCGCCCGUACAAGGGUUUCAGAGCUCUGACUCAAGCAGGGGAGUAUGAAAUUAGGUCAUAAAUCUCAAGUUUGAAAGAUUCUGUUGCGUUUUAAUGGAAGCUUCUAGUUUGCAGGAAGUCUCCUCGGGUUUUAAUCAUCUUUUGGUUAUUGAUGCAAGCAAUUUUUUUGGCGAGCUAAUCAAAAUUUCUGUACCGUGUGCUAUCGGGUAGUUCAUUUAUUUAUUCAUGAGAAGUUUGUAUAAUGUUUGUAGAUUAUUGAAAGAAAUAGAAAUUCAAAGAGUUCUUCAAUCA